AAUGUCCGCUGUGAGUUCAGGCAGAGCGGCAUAGCGCAACAUCUCCGCUGCGGACUCCGCUCAGUCCGGUCAGGCUCCGCGCUGUCUCUCCAAAUAUCUACAGGGUCUCCUCACCUCUCCACGAACCCCCUUCCGGGCUCCCCACUAGGUUUCUCCACUUUCCCGCGGCUCUCUUUCGCUCUCUCUCCACAGUCUAUCCCCCCGUGUCUCCAGGCGCGCACCGCAGCUGCUUGUUUGCGCACGGACACUUUCCCACUUGUAUCAGCUGCGCUCGGUUUAUCAGUGCACCCCUCUGAAGAGUCCCGAGCUUCAGAUACGUCCCCUAGUUUCUUUUUUCAGGUUGAGUAAUUAGUUUCUGUUGAGUUCCGGCUGAAGAACAAUGUGAUUCUGGCAGGUGGGGAUUAGUGUCGUGACAUGCUAGGACCCGGCGUCUCCACACGGAAAUGGGACUCUCUGCAUUUAUGGUUACAUGAAUGUCAGCGCUGCAGGCCAGAUGCCGGUGAUGGAGGAGCUUGUCAGUGAGAGUGACAGUAUGCCAAAGCGGAUGGCUCUUAUCUGCUUCCUGUCUCUGGUCAUGCUGAUGAGCAUCCUGGGAAACCUGCUGGUUAUGGUGGCCGUCUGCAAGGACAGACAACUCAGGAAAAUCAAGACCAACUACUUCAUCGUGUCUCUGGCGUUUGCCGACUUGCUGGUGUCGGUGCUGGUGAUGCCGUUCGGUGCCAUUGAGCUGGUCCAUCAGCACUGGAUCUACGGCGAGACCUUCUGCCUGGUCCGGACCUCGCUGGAUGUCUUGCUGACCACAGCGUCCAUAAUGCACCUGUGCUGCAUCGCACUAGACAGGUACUACGCUAUCUGCUGCCAGCCUCUGGUCUAUCGGAACAAAAUGACGCCCAUGCGAGUGGCUCUAAUGAUCGGUGGCUGCUGGGUUAUUCCCACCUUCAUCUCAUUUCUGCCCAUCAUGCAGGGCUGGAAUAGCAUCGGCAUUGACCACCUGAUUGAGCAGAGGCGCCACAACGAGGGCAGCAACUCCACGUCCUGUGUCUUCAUGGUCAACAAGCCAUACGCCCUCACCUGCUCUGUGGUGGCCUUCUACAUCCCUCUGGUCCUCAUGGUGCUGGCCUACCAGAGGAUUUAUGUCACGGCCCGUGCACAUGCCCUGCAGAUCAGCAUGCUGCAGCGAGCAGGAGGAGCUGGUACCAACGCGCCUGGUACUUCAGGGGUCGGUGCUGGCACAGACUCUGCUGACCAUCAACGCAACCACCGUAUGCGAACAGAAACUAAGGCAGCAAAGACUCUUUGCAUCAUUAUGGGGUGUUUCUGCCUCUGCUGGGCGCCGUUCUUCAUCACCAAUGUGGUGGAUCCCUUUAUUGACUACACAGUGCCAGACAAGCUGUGGGCGGCCUGCCUGUGGCUGGGCUACAUCAACUCCAUGCUGAACCCCAUCCUCUACGCCUUCCUCAACAAGUCAUUCCGCCGUGCCUUCCUCAUCAUCCUGUGCUGUGGGAGGAAGAGGUACCGCAGGCCGUCCAUCCUGGGAUCCGGCACUCCCUGUACAGCCACGCAGAUCAAUGGCUCCACACACGUACUGAAGUAUUCUGUCCUUCACAACGGGAACCACAUGCAGCAGGAAAAAAAGUCUCUGCACACCGUCACAGAGUCCCACGAGUCCUGCUUGUGACCAACAACGACUCGUCAGUUACAUCUUCAAAGACCUCGGCUCUCACACUGUCACCACGGAGUCGAUGGAAACACACCACAGCCUCCACACAUCUGGAGCUCAAAUCAAUUGCUACAAAUCCAGCAGAGCUCCAAAAGCCAGAGACCUGAUAGAACUUUAGGAAUCCAGGCGAGGAAUGUGACAUUGCCAGGGAGUUCAUUUGGUUUCAGAGUUCAGCUGGAACUCAACCUGUGGUCUUUGAAGGUGACAGGGACCUAGUAGACUGGAACAAAACCAGUUCUCCGGCUUUUUCAUGCCGUUUCUGUCAUGCUGGUUCUCCCAUCUGCAGGCCCAUAGAGACUUAGCUGUCCCAGUCGAGCUAAAUCAGAGCCAGAAUGCGACUGUGAUCCCAUCAGCAGGCCCACUGGUAGCUAUCUAUGAAGUCCAGCUUGUCUUGUGGAGAACUGGCAGCUUCGGUGGAAUGUGUAGGAGAAUUUCACAGCAUGAGAUGUGAUUAAUAACUGGGAGUUGUGGAAGUGAAUUAUGCUGCCAAAGCUAUUUGAUAUUACAUACAGAGGACCUAUUUCUGAUUAUUAUAUGAUGCUCUCUAUUGUUUUCCAGUAUACAAUCUGAAAGAGUGACAAUAGAUUUUAGCAGGUUGUCCCUUAUAAAAUGAGCAUAUGUUGGUAAAAUAUGUGUUAUUUACGAAAAGAGGCAGAGUUGAGAACAAUAUUUCUUUUGCUAAACAUCACGUUAAACAAUCACGUGUCUCAGUCUUAGACCCAAAGCUGAAGAACCUGUAUGUCUCCCAGGUCGAAGCUUUCCAGCUUUGCUAAAUCCUCACUAAGCUGAAAUGAAAAUGUGGUUGCAAGGCUGCAUUAAAUCCCUGACCUAAACUGUCAAAGUGCAUUAUUAUAGAGGCUGCUAGCUCACACUCCAUGUUCAUCGAAUCCUUGUUUUCCACACAAUAAGAAGUUAAGAGGACUGCACCGCAUAAAAGCUGCUCAUGAAUGAUUCAGCGGGCAUUGUGAUGAUGUGCAUGGUUACGGUGUGUGUGUGUGUGUGUGUGUGUGUGUGUGUAUGUGUGAUUACAUUUGCAGGUUUUUGCAGUCUGCAUGCUUUUGUAUGUGUGUUUCCAUAGUGAUGCAUGUUUUCAUACUAGUGUGCUUCCGAGUGUGUAUGUGCAUGUCCUCAUGUGUGCUGUUAGUAUGUGUGAAAUGCCCUUGGAGGCCAAAUUAAAGAAUGUACCAGAAAUGUUUCCAUUUGUAUAUAAUAUUAAUGGAAACAGAGAUCUAAAGCCAACAUUUUACCUGUACGCAUAAUGCAAACCUGUCCUUUUUUAUACUUAGUUUUACUUCAUUUCCUCUCUUUCCCCUGCAAAUUUUCCUCUCUCUGUGGCCUCCAGUACCUGUGGCUUACAGCAUAAAUCUUUCAUUUAUUCAAAAGGUCACCAAAUAAGCUCAAAUAAACUCAAUUUAGGGGUUAAACUUAUUUAUGUGCAGCACUAAAAAACAGACAAGUUAACAACUAGCUGGCAAAGAAAGUGGAACAUCUAGAGCCAGAUUAUUUUCUCAGGCGUUGGUGGAGACCAAAUCAGAUCUAAAAGAGGAGUUAAUAGUAGACUUACAUUCAUCACGUGGAGAGAAGCACAACUUCAAUAGGAUGAUAAUGUCGGUCUGUGAAUACUGGAUGCACACUACAGAUUGCUAAUACAUAAGCCAAAACUUUAUAAACUUGUGGCUAACUUUAUAGACUCAGGGCUGUGUGUCUGUCAGCAUACUGUGGGCCUUUUCUGCCUCUAUGUGGUCAAAAUGACUUAAUGCAACUUAAAAGAUGACUUCAUCAAAAGCGUUCUAAGUUUGAGUUUGAGAAAGGAUUAAAGGAUACUAAUGUGGUUGUAAAUGUCUGAAAUGGACCCAAGAUUACCAUUUACUCCUUUUGGUUUAUGGUUUGGUGUUUCUCAUAAAAACCCACGAAGGGGUUGCUGACCAAUUUUCUAUGGAUCAUAUGCCUUUUUUUUUUGCAUUGACAGCAAUGCAUCUCCAAAUUUAGUGAGUUUCAGUUCAUAGACCAACCAUGUAUUAUAAAUGAGCUUAAAUAUGACUUUUAGUUAAUGAAAAGUUUACAUUUUGGAAAGAGACACCUAUAAAUAUAGACCGACAGUGAACAUUGUGUCUUCCAGAGUCAAAGCAGACACACCAACAGAAGUGAACCUCCUAAAAAGGGUUGCAUAGGAACAAACACAGCCCUCUCAAAUCAGUUAAUCAGAUGAAAACACGGUUGAGCACUGAUUCACAGGCACAAAGAAAUGCCAAAAAGCUCUUGACUGUAAUCAUUGGGCAGGCGAGGUAAUUGCAAAUCCCUGCAGAGACAAGCUCAUUGAACCAGUUUAGCAAGUCACGGUUUAGAGGAAAUAUCCAAUCUGGGUUGAAACUUCACAAAUGACAUGAGCUCUCAUGUUACUCCAGAUACAUAAAUAUGAGCCUCACACAUUACAGUUCAGCCAGGAGAGCGGAAGGGAACCGUAGCUUGUUCAGUAUCAGACUAUCAGACAUGAUGUACACCUUACUGUAGUUCUGUCCACUUCAAUUCAAUUCAAAUUAUUUUACCAUCAUGCUAUUUGAUUCUAUAUUUUGAAUAUAUAUAUUUUCAGGGACCAUGCAUAAGAUACAACAGAAAUGUUGCCAAUGACAGUUUAUGUAUUGUACCAGAAUCAACUUAGAGAUCAUUUUCAUCUGCAGGCUUUUUAAGAGAUAUAUCCAAAAUGUAUUAUUUGAAUAUUGUUCACCUUCUUUAGGCUCGACCUUCUGUAGGAAGUUUGUAGUUUUGUUCUUCAGGCGCUGACAGGCGCUGUUGUCAGCUUUGAUAAUUUCGGCUACAAUGGAUUGAAAUGAUGAUUCACAGUGGACUCAAAGUAUCAAAAUACCCCCAGAAAUUUCUCAAACCAUUCCUCCAGCAUAAUCCAAUUCUCGGCUGUCCAUGUGUAAGCUCAGUGUGCUCCAAAGUUUUAUUCUAUAGGUCAUGGGGAUUGAGUAUUUUUCUCAAGGGCACUUCAGCAUGGUGAACGGUGCGAUUGUGGUGGCUUAAAAUUAGACCUGUAAACAACAGACAAAUGCCUUCACAAGUAUCUUGUCUAAUGGACAGAGUUCUGGUAGCCUUGCAUCCCACCAAGUUUGAGCCUACAGUAUUAGAAAGGGGGGAGUCAAAACAAAUGUAUUCAAAUAAACUGUUGUUUGUUUGGCUUUUACACCAGUUAUUAAAACCACACAAGGAAAUACAGUAGCUGCUUAUGGUCCCAAACAGUAGUUAUCCUAAAUCUGUGUUGACUUUCCAAGCAUUAAAAACGGAUAGCUAUCAGAUGUCAAAAUCUUCCUCCUUAUACCAUAAUCCCUUGCUAUUUCAAGUAAUUUCCUGUAGUUGGUUCAGAUGAUGUUCUUCACCCCAGUGCUCUUGGAAGAAAGCUAAAGCUGUUUUAUUUCAGUUGUUUCAGUGCAACAUCUUGUUUUGAAACACAGAAGUAUCUGUAUACAGCGAGUUAAAAAGCAAUUCAUAAAAUAUACAGUUCUUACAGUCAAUCAUUCAAGUGCAAAUUCAGGAUGCUUUGUCCCUGACGUUCUCUGAAAAGCUUCUUUUGUUGGCUCAGUCCAUUCACAGCUUGUAAGUCUCAUGAAAAACUUGUGAAAAGUUCUUGUGUAUGCUCUAAUGUUUAUGGUGUAGCAAGUUGCCAAGGAAGAGUAAUUGAGGCUAUCAUAAGAGGAGAUUAUGUAUGCAGAACUUCUGGGGCUGCUCCAGUGUUGUUAAUAUUUUCAGCAUCAAACUGUAGACAGAAAAUGGGAAACGUUUCUUCAUUGAUGAACAAGUAUAUACAUUUCUUUGUUCCUGUGUUUUCCUACCAAAAUGGACUUGUUCAAACUGUGACCUCUUCCGUAAUUGAAGCACAAGCACAUUUUGUGAUUUAAGGAAGGAUGAAUUUAUCCGUGUCAUCAGUUAGUCUAUUAUAUUUUCUGAAGAUAUUAGGGCAUAUAGAGUAAUUCCUUAAAUAGAUAAUCUCUCACAAAAACAACACAUGGACGUCUUUGGUGUGCAUUUGAAUUCUAUUUAUUUUUCAAUUAUUUCCAAUGUUCUUAAAAUAAUUAAGAUCUAUAUGACUUAUUUUAUUAUUAAACAAUGACUGGGCAAAUGAUGCUUUAGGACCAGUUGCCAUUUGUUCCCAACCGUUUCAAUUUCUGUUAAUUUGUUAUUAAACUUUUCAACUUGCUUUUCAACUUACGGUGAGAAAGUUUUACAGUAUGUGAUGAAAAUCACAUUGUUUGACUAUACUUAUCUGGCCUUAACUUCCUGAUGAUUUUAAUUUUCCAACUUUGUGUAAAUGGACCAUAAAGUGGGAAUGUUAGUAAUGAGAAUCAGAAUUCCUUAUUUAUAAUAGAAAAUGUUUUUACAUGUUUGAUUUUGCUUCCUCAACAAAUUACUCAAAGCUUAAAACAGCACCACAUAGCCUUUUUUUUACUUUUCAAAUUAGAACAAUUAAACAAUCUCCCAUUGUCAUAUUUUCUUUGAAGAGUAGUGUAGUUUUCUGGAAAAGAAAGAACAAAUACUGCAGAAUUUUAACUAAAUAAUACAGUUCUAUAGAGACAUUUGAGGUGCUAAGUUGCAAAUUGAUCUUUUUUUGUAAGGAAAGAUAUUCAUGUUUUUCAGCAUCCUUAAACCUACAAUUUUCUUUUGAAAAAAAUAUCUGUUUGUUUCUUUGAGUAUAAAAGCAGACAGAUUUUGGCUUGAGUGCAGGCAUUUUUUGUUUUUCUAUAUUCUGCCUAUUUUUUCUUUACUUUGCUGUUCAUGAGCCACCCACUUCCAAGGCUGCAGUUUCAGGACAUCUGUGGAAGCUUAACGUCAGGCAGUGUGCAUGUCCAUUUUUCUUUGGAGAGGUUUGUGUGUGUUUGUGUGUGCAUGUGUGUGCUGUGUGGGAAGCUCCUCAAUGGUCUAAAAUUAGGAAACUCAAGCUCGCCUACCUUCAUGAAAUUUAAUGAGCAGAAAAGUGUAGGGAAGACCAUAUUUGGAGAUGUAGCAAACACAUCAGGAGAUACAAAAAAAAUCUAUCUGAGCACACUCUAGUCGGGAACCAUCUGAGAUCAAAGGGUCACACAGAUAUGUCAGGUAGAAUAAGGAGAAGGGAGUAGUUAGAGCAUCCGUUUACCUGUGAAGGAAUUUGGAUUAAAGUUUUGUAAAAAUACAUCUUAAGUAUUGAUGGUAUUUGAGCCUGAUGUUUCCAUGUGCACAUCAGUGGGAUUCAAUACACAAAGUUAACGUGAACACAGACAGAGUGAGCUCAGAAGGCUGGAGGUGAGCUGUGGUCAACCAAGAGUUUGCUGAAUUCUGUGUUCGUUAGCGAGAUAAAGACCAACUAAACUGUCUCCUAACGCCUGCUUGGCUUUCCGAAAUCAUCAUAGGCAUCAAUGUUGUAAUAAUUUUAUUGUAAUUUUCACACCAAAAAAUGCUUUGACAUAUGAACAAUUUAAGGAAGUGAAAAAUAGCAUUAUAUCAGUCGUUCAAAAUCAAAGCGAACAGUUUAUUUUUAAAGCAGCCAUUUUGUUUUGUAAGAGGUACAGAGGACAGUUUCGGCACCUACUGGACCUUAAGUGACAACGUGAUAUCAUGGGAUGGCACUCCACUUUUAAGGACAUUUCGCGUACCAUGCCAAUGCAUUUUAAGCUUUCCGCAUGUGAUUUAACGCUGUUUAGUCCCUACGUAACUAAAAAAAUUAAAUAAAACUCAUUUUGUCUUUUAAUAUAAUUCUUUUUUGGUCAGAGACCGGCUUACCAUCCAUCCAACCACCCCACCACCACCUUAUUGUCAGACUUUCAUGGUUAUUUACAUCCCACACCUGGUGUUUUUCUCUGUGACAGCUGGCAUAAAAUGUCACGCCAUUUCUAUACAAUGUAAGACAUGCAAAAAUAAAAAAAAAUGCAUUGGAGUACCACACGAAAUGACUUAAGAAACUGGCAUGUUAUUUAUACGUCUUUUGAUGAUAUCAGGAUGUAAGUGAAAAGACAAGAAUGCAAUUUAGCCUUGGAAUUGUUCUAUUGUAAGGGUGCAUGAAUGCAACCACAGACACACUGAGGGUUAAGAAAGUAACUUAAUUUCCAAACACCCACCUUGACUGAAAUCCAGCUUUCUCUGGAGGUUGCUGAAUGUCAUUUUGGGACAUGUAGGAAAUCACCAAGUAAAGGGCAGGUUGAGUAAAUAUCAGUGAUCCAUGGUCCUCAGGUCCAUGAAACUGGUUUUAUUUCUGGUUUGGAACGCAUACGUCUUGUUUAUUACAGCCAUGUGUAAGGUCUGACAGAACUAUGCUUGCUGUAGCCUGGUUUAUUCGCUCCAAACCAGCGGACGGAAACGCACCUAAUUCGCAGUUUCUUUUUUUGUUUUCGUUUUUGCAUUUCCAUUUAAACUUCUCAUGAAAUUGGAUGGAAACAUGGCUAGUUUUCCAUGAUUGCAUUUUUAGUGAAAUAUCCAUUUAUCAUAUAACAGGCACUUCUCAAAGUUUUUUUUUACAGACAAAGAAAGAUAUAUAACUAAUCAACACUCACCAUUUGUCCUUUUUAACCCAACCAACAAGAAUUCAAAUUUAAUUCAACACUCUUUGGGACUAUCUAAAGAUUGAAACACAGAACUGAUGAUUACAGUUCUGACAUUGUCUUAUUUUAUCUUUCGCUUUUCAUUUUCCCUGAUUUGCUCAUAAAGCAGCACAGAUCGAUCCACUACCACACACAUUCAGACAGAAUAUGAAUUUAUACAAAGCAGAAGCAAUUAGAAAAGAUAAAUGAAAGGAUCUUUUAUCAGAAUAUUGGAAACCUUUCGGAUGUUUUAGAGCUAGAAAGCAGCACUGCCACUAAUACAGACCAACUAAAUACUAUAUUUAUGUCCUGCUGACAUGGUGAUUGGUGAGGGUUGCAUUGUAGGAUAAAUCAGGAGUAUCAAAAAUAAUUAAGGUAUUUUAUUCCAUUAAGAAUCCAUUCUUUAAGCAGAAUCUGUAGCCUUUUAAAGCCGUUUGCCUCCUACAUAUCCCAUGGUACAGUAUGUAUGUUGAAUUCAUUUUUAGAAUAACUUUUGUGUUUCUAUUUGGAAAAGAAACUGUUCCUGUUAUUGAUGGUUCAGUAUUUCUUCAAACAGAAACAGAAGCUCCAGUAAGCAAGCAUUUAUCCGGAAUAAUCACCAAGUUUCUGGUUUCAUUAGUUUUUGCACAUGUCGAUGACUUUUUUUUCAAAUGCUGGAUUAUACAUUCAUGUAACCUCCCAGGUAAUAUUUGGUACUGAAGUUCUCAGCCUCAGCCUCAGCGCCUGUUUUAUUUGCAAAAUGAAAAUAUCCCUUAGACAUUUACAUCUUACCUGAUUGCAGCAUUUCUCAGAUGCAGCCACUAUCUAAGUCUUACUUUAUACCACAUUUUCUGCAGAAAAGUGAGGAGAAAGAAUGUCAACUUAUUUCCAGCCUUCAGAGGUUUCAAGGAAUAGUUUGUUAGCUUCUGAUUGAGAGGCUAUUGCUUGAAAUUACAGGAUGCAGGACAGUUUUAUCAUUAAAGAAAGAAUUAUACCAAUGGAAAUGUGGCGCAAAAAGCAUGAUUUUGACAGUGGCUUCCAUUUGUGCAACUUUCUGAGUUGUGUUUUGUGUCAUUCAUGCCCUGUAUCCCUUCCCUCUCUUUUUUUAAUUUAUUCAUUUAUAUUUGCAGCUUACAGCAUGAAUGUGUAUAUAAAGAAAAGAAAUUCCACAAACUGUCCAAAGGAGACAAAAAAAAACACUUUUAUAAAACUCUUCAGUAUUUAUUUUGACAGAACAAAAUGGGUAUUUUCAUGUAUUAAAAGAACAUAAAAGGCUUCUCUUUCAGGGAGCUGAAAUGUGUAUGACUUUUUUCUGUUGCUAUGUGACAGUUCUGAUAAAGGCUAAUUAAAGAUUAAAGAGAUGUUGAUAAUC
Molecule: messenger RNA, 9616 nt
Organism: Micropterus salmoides (largemouth bass)
Lineage: Eukaryota; Metazoa; Chordata; Actinopteri; Centrarchiformes; Centrarchidae
Gene: htr4
Product: 5-hydroxytryptamine receptor 4
Exons: 7
Coding region: 470-1678 (402 amino acids)
Biological process (GO): adenylate cyclase-activating adrenergic receptor signaling pathway; regulation of appetite; chemical synaptic transmission
Cellular component (GO): plasma membrane
Molecular function (GO): G protein-coupled serotonin receptor activity
Source: RefSeq, a predicted model, not a curated record